Molecule: messenger RNA, 1053 nt
Organism: Tinamus guttatus (white-throated tinamou)
Lineage: Eukaryota; Metazoa; Chordata; Aves; Tinamiformes; Tinamidae
Gene: AQP3
Product: aquaporin 3 (Gill blood group)
Biological process (GO): water transport; glycerol transmembrane transport
Cellular component (GO): basolateral plasma membrane; plasma membrane
Molecular function (GO): water channel activity; glycerol channel activity; urea transmembrane transporter activity
Source: RefSeq, a predicted model, not a curated record
GAGCUCCUGCUGUGUCUUUGCCAGCUGCUUCUUCUCCCUGGUCUAGCUUGAGAGGCCACUUUGCUGCAAUGGGGAGGCAAAAGGAUGCUCUGGCCACCAUUGAGGAGCACCUGAGAAUCAGGAACAAGCUUGUGCGGCAAGCGCUGGCUGAGUGCCUGGGGACACUGAUUCUGGUGCUGUUUGGCUGUGGUUCUGUUGCACAGACCAUGCUCAGCAAAGGGUCUCAUGGAGGCUUCCUGACUGUUAACCUGGCCUUUGGCUUUGCAGUGACACUCGGCAUUUUGAUCGCAGGACAGGUGUCAGGUGGACACUUGAACCCAGCUGUCACUUUUGCCAUGUGCUUCUUGGCCCGGGAGCCCUGGAUCAAGCUACCAGUCUAUGCGCUGGCCCAAACACUGGGGGCUUUUCUGGGAGCUGGCAUUGUCUUUGGGCUGUACCAUGAUGCUAUCUGGGCUUUUGGGAAAAACCAGCUGUAUGUAACUGGACCAAAUGGUACUGCUGGUAUCUUUGCCACCUACCCAUCUGAGCAUCUGAACACUGUGAAUGGAUUCUUUGACCAGUUCAUUGGCACUGCUUCCUUGAUUGUUUGUGUCUUGGCUAUUGUGGAUCCCUUCAACAACCCUGUCCCCACAGGGCUGGAGGCUUUCACAGUUGGCUUUGUUGUCCUUGUUAUUGGAACCUCCAUGGGCUUCAACUCUGGUUACGCUGUCAACCCUGCCAGGGACUUUGGGCCUCGCCUCUUCACUGCCAUUGCUGGCUGGGGCACUGAAGUGUUCUGGACUGGUAAGCAGUGGUGGUGGGUCCCAAUCAUUGCUCCCUUCCUUGGGGCAAUUGCAGGAGUGAUGGUCUAUCAGCUGAUGAUUGGAUGUCACGAUGAGCUUUCUCCACCUGCCUCUGAGCAGGAAACAGUCAAGUUGGCUAACGUGAAGCACAAGGAAAGGGUCUGAGAAACCUGCCACCCAGGUCUGGUAGACAUAUAUUACUCAGGACUGCAGUCAGCAAUGAGGAGAAAGGAGUCAAGGAGAGCUUCAAGAACAACAGGAAGAGUUUUUU